GCGUCGCGGCACCGCUGCACGGCCUGGCUGGGCCCGCUGCGGCCCGCUGGGCGCCGGCUAGAGUCCUGUGUGUCGCCCACCUCCAUGGUCGCCUGCCUCGCCGGCGCUGAGUCCUUCCUUAUCGACCGAAGUUACACAUCCCCGACGCUAUCGAGUCCUUAUCUGCCCAACUCUCUCCGUUGCGUGCGUCCCCGUCCCAUCCAGUGCUGCACCGGCACCGGGACAGCGAGGACGCCGUCGACGCAGUCCUCGUCGCCAUGAAGCACCGCGACAGGGACGGCAAGGCGCCUCCGGGUGGCCGAACGGUCCGCUGGCUGUGGUUGUGGACGCCGCUGGCGGGGCUGGCGCUGCUGAUCGCGCUCUCGGUGUUCUUGGAGGGCCCCACGCCUCUGCGGCGCGAGGCGUGUUGGUCCUUCCUCUGGGACUACGACGAGGUCCUCGACGUGGCCAGCGACUUCGAGGGCUUUGACAACGUGUCCGGCGCGUUCUCGGCGUCGGCGCCGUCCCCGCUGCCGCCGUCCUCUCUGGAGCUGAUCGUGCCGAACAUCGUGCACUUCCUGCGCAUGGGGCAGCCCGAGUUCACCUUCCUGGAGUACGUGUGCGCGCUGGCGGCCUGGGAGCGGCAGCAGCCCGACUGGCUCAUGUUCCACUCGGACUUGCUCGACUUCCGGGGCGAGUACUGGAUGCGUCUGCAGGCGACGCCAGGGCUCCGCGAGGCGAUCCAGCUGGUGCCGACGUCACCCUUGAAGGACGUGCUGGGGCAGCCGCUGGACCCGGUGCACGGCAAGCAGCACGCCGCGGACGUGCAGCGCAUCGUGAUCCUGCAGAACUACGGCGGCAUCUUCCUGGACAACGACGUGUACCUGCUGGACAGCCUGGACCCGCUGCGCCGCUUCGAGAUGAGCGUCGGCUGGCCCGAGGGCGCCGACAUCGGCCGCCAGGUGAGCGAGGGUCUCACGAACCUCGAGGGGACAAGUUGCGGGCUGGUGGUUGAACCCGGGACGUGGACCUUUGCAGGUGCUGGUGGCGCACGAGGAGGCCCGUUUCCUCCGCGCGUGGCUCGAGUCGUACCGCGGCGCCUACGUGGGCUCGCUGAGGGACUACAACGCGGCGACGCGGCCCACGCAGGUCAUCCUGCACGCGCGCCCCGAGCUGGUGCACCGCGUGCCCGUGCGCCUGGGCGUCGGCAAGGACGUCCCCGACGUGCUGUACCUGCGCAGGGGCCUGCAGGCUUGGCGGCGGCAGGGCAUGCUGGCCGUGCCCCUGGCCGAGCGCCACACCGCACCGCUCGCACGCGACGCCCAGAAGCUCGGCCUCAGCUACCCGGUGAACUUCACCGAGGACAACAUCUGCAGCUACAACGUCACCGUUUUGCAGCUGGCUCAGGCCGUGCUUCCCAGCCUGUGCCGCGCCCAAUGAACUACCAUCAGCCUAUUUCGGCUCUACCAUUUUUCUGGUGUCAGGUGGACUGAAGAGGACGCGUGCAUAGGAUUUAUACUGCUAUGAACUGAACAGAGUCAACUUAGACCCGUUAAGUCUAGUCAGGGCGACUGUUGUGUGAAUAUUUUUGUACAAAUUAGAGUAAGUUUAAUUUUUUGUGAAACCAGAAGGCGUGGAUUGUUUUGCAUUAUUCUUAAGUUGGUUGUAGCUGUCUGCGAGAGUCAAUAACCGGAAAUGACACACGCAAAAGCAAAUAUAGUGCAGGUUAGGCCGCGCCC
Molecule: messenger RNA, 1718 nt
Organism: Thrips palmi
Lineage: Eukaryota; Metazoa; Arthropoda; Insecta; Thysanoptera; Thripidae
Exons: 4
Coding region: 258-1472 (404 amino acids)
Source: RefSeq, a predicted model, not a curated record